Propithecus coquereli (Coquerel's sifaka) is the source of this 1531-nucleotide messenger RNA. RefSeq names its product thioredoxin domain containing 12 (endoplasmic reticulum) (gene TXNDC12). Gene Ontology annotation, cellular component: endoplasmic reticulum. The record is from RefSeq and is a predicted model, not a curated record. The transcript is spliced from 7 exons. Bases 246 to 764 code for a protein of 172 amino acids. NCBI's taxonomy places the organism in Eukaryota, Metazoa, Chordata, Mammalia, Primates, Indriidae.
GCUCGAGAGCAACUCCUGGAACCCUUCUACGUGAUCUGCACCUUUAAACUCACUCCCUCCCAAGCCGGACCCUGGAGGCACCACCCACAUCCGUCUAACAUCACUUCCUUCAGAGUUUGGGGGAAAAAAAAAAAUCUGGGAACGCGAGGGGUUGGGUUCAGCCGCGCUUGGGGAGCUGUACGGACCUUCUGCUAGGACUCCGGCCCUGUGUCCGCUCAGCCCAGUGGCCCCGCGCACCUACUACAAUGGAGCUCCAGCCCCGUCUCGGGGCCACCUGUUUGCUGGGCUUCAGUUUCCUGCUCCUCGUCAUCUCUUCUGAUGGACAUAGUGGGCUUGGAAAGGGUUUUGGAGAUCAUAUUCAUUGGAGGACACUAGAAGAUGGAAAGAAAGAAGCGGCUGCCAGUGGAUUGCCCCUGAUGGUGAUUAUCCACAAGUCGUGGUGUGGAGCUUGCAAAGCUUUAAAGCCCAAGUUUGCAGAAUCUACAGAAAUUUCAGAACUUUCCCAUAAUUUUGUUAUGGUGAAUCUUGAGGAUGAAGAGGAACCAAAAGAUGAAGAUUUCAGCCCUGAUGGGGGUUAUAUUCCACGAAUCCUUUUCCUGGAUCCCAGUGGCAAGGUGCGUCCUGAAAUCAUCAAUGAGAGUGGAAAUCCCAGCUACAAGUAUUUCUACAUCAAUGCCGAGCAAGUUGUUCAGGGGAUGAAGGAAGCUCAGGAACGGCUGACGGGUGGUGCCUUCAGAGAGAAACAUCUUGAACAUGAGUUGUAACAUGAAUGUAUCCCUUCUUUCAUCAAAGUUAGUGUUCUGGAAAGAAAGCAGCAGGGGAGGGAACAUUGAGGAAUCACCCAGAACAAUUAAACUGACCAGGAAACUUUGCUCCUGUCUACACCAGAAGGAGCUCUCACUGUGGAAGAGUUCUGCUAACGGAAGCUGGUCUACAUGUUCGUGGAUCCAGCAGAGUGUGGCAGACUUUCUUCUCUUGCUCCCUCUCACCUAAAUGUCAGUUUGUCAUUGAAUGUAAAGAAUGAAACCUUUUGACACAAAACUUGAGCCACUUGGAGGUUUACUCCUCAGAGUUGAGUAUUUGAGUCUUUUCCCAUUUCCUCCCACUUUAUUCACCUGAGUGGUGAAAGGGAAGACCAGUAGCAUCUUUUCUACAAUGUUGAAAUUGCAGAAAUACCUUAUCAAUUUUUUUUAAAAAACAAUAAAUCCUAAAUGUAAAUCAGUAAAUCUAUUGCCUACAUAGGAGACCAGCCUGUUUUUUCUCCUGGGAAUAAUUGUGCACUUCUUUUCAAAUCCCUGCAACCCCCCUCCUCUCCUCCUGCUUGGGCUUCCCUGUUUGCAUGCAUGGCUGUGUGCUUGGACUCAGCUCCAGCUGGAAGCAUGCUUUCCCUUGUUAAUGUUGGAGAAUCUCACACCUUCAAGCCCUAGGUGUAGCCAUUUUGUCAAGUCAUCAACUGUAUUUUUGUACUGAGGUUAAUAAGAAAAAAGAUAAAAUAUUGUUCCAUUAAACUUUAAUAAAACUGUAAAAGGAA